Molecule: messenger RNA, 3158 nt
Organism: Lacerta agilis (Sand lizard)
Lineage: Eukaryota; Metazoa; Chordata; Lepidosauria; Squamata; Lacertidae
Gene: SUSD6
Product: sushi domain containing 6
Exons: 6
Coding region: 452-1360 (302 amino acids)
Source: RefSeq, a predicted model, not a curated record
AUCCGAUACAGGCCAUAUGGCAUUUCUAGUGAAACCAACAGAUGUUUCUCUCACUGUGUCCUUUUCCUCGGUUGCUGCCUGAUCUCUUCUUUUGUUCCCACAUGUCCUGUCUGCAGAGGGCCGUCAGCAGUAACGCAGGCAGCAAUUGUUGCUGUGUGUCAAGUUAUUGGUGUGGAUUUUAUAAUACAAAAAUUCGUGGACAAAGGAGCUGCUCACCAUGUUAGAAAUAAAGCCUGUCUUUUCAAAGAGUUCAGUAACUGGAUCCUGGCUUCUCGGUCAUCAUCUUUACUGAAUAUCCUCUCCUUUGUGUUGUGCCUGCUGCUGUUCAGAGCCAAUUUAAUAUAAAGCUGAAUUUGUUCAGUGGCUUGCAUUUGUGGUAGAAUUGACCUCUGCCAAGAAAACAUUAAACGUUGGAGGGGGGAAAUAAUCAAAAGCAGUUGGCGUCUAAAAGAUGUGCCAUGGAAUGGUAUCAACAACGAGCACCACCACAUCGCUGCUUACCUUGAUCAGUCAUGGGAUAUUUUUUCCAUUGGCUCUCUUCAGUACCCUCACGGUGGAAGGACUGGACUCAUUCUGUCCACAGCCACCCGAACCUGAGAAUGGAGGCUACAUAUGCCACCCGUCCCCCUGCAAAGAGCCAUUGACAUCUGACAGUGUCAUAGAGUAUUUAUGUGAGGAAGGCUAUCUGCUGAAGGGAGACUACAAAUAUUUGACUUGCAAGAAUGGAAAGUGGAACCCAGACAUGGAAGUUACCUGUAGGCUCAGCCAAGAUAAAGGUUCACCUCCAAGUGUCGGAGUGCCCACCCUGUCCAUAGUGGCUUCCACAGCAAGCUCUGUAGCUCUCAUCCUCCUCUUAGUUGUGUUGUUUGUUUUGCUGCAGCCAAAGCUGAAGUCCUUUCAUCACAGCAGGCGUGAUCAAGGUGUUUCUGGGGACCAGGUUUCCAUCGUGGUGGAUGGAGUCCAGGUGGCUCUGCCAUCCUAUGAAGAAGCUGUCUAUGGCAGUGCUGGGAACUGCAUACCUCCUUCGGAUUCACGGGUACAGAUUGUCCUUUCGGAGGGAGCUGGGCAAAGUGGAGUGAGGGAGAUGCAGCAGCCACCAGACCAAGUGGGUCACAACUGCUUUGCUGGGGAGGAUGAAAUCCCUGGACGCUCUGGACUGUGUGAAGCUAGCAGCUCUCGCCACUCGGAGGCUGUUCUAGUUCAUCAGGCGACCACCUCCUCUUGGGUUGCUGGUGCAUCUUGUAGCAGACCUGGGCACAAAGAAGCUCCAGACUCAGAAAGCAGUGAUGUACAAAGCCUUCUAUCACUUGCUUCCUCAGAGGAAUACACUGAUGAUAUUCCAUUGUUGAAAGAAGCAUGAGGCUUGCUGCGUUUGUCUAGCCUUUUCUCUCCAUUUUCCUUCUUCCGGGAUGGUGAGCACUCCUCGCAGACUUUCCCCACCCUCAUGCGCUGUGCCCUGAAUACCUCCAGACACAUACCCCAUAGCUGAAGAUCCAAAGGAUGCCGCCAGGAUGCCUCCUCGAUGCAUCAGUGGGGUGUACAGGGUGCCAGCCGUUCCUCCCCACAUUUUAUCCACAUUAAGGAGGGGCUUCAGUGACAUCAGUGGACUUAAGCUCCUCAUACCUCUCCCCUUCCCCACCAAAUGUUUGAGUGUGGUCUCUGGAGAGCUGCUAUUUACUUGUGCCUUGCUCCUUCUCACACUAGCUUGUUGCAGCUUCUCGUGGGCUUUACUAGCUUCUGGAUUUCUGCUCAGAAAGCAGGGCCAAAAAAACAACAACCAAGCUUGCUUUGCUGGGUGCAGAGAGUUUCCUUCCAUUUAUUCACUGUCUUAUGAAGGCAAGCAAGUCAGAACACCUGUGGAUGGGCUGUGAGAAGAAGUGGGUCAGAGUCCAGUUGUAGUGACAUACACAUAUUGCAGCCCUCAGAGUUUUCAACAACAUAGACUACUUAGCGUAGCUGCACUUUAACUUGGGCAGUGUUGGCUAUGUUAAAGGCCCCUGCAACUUGUCGACCUUUCUUUUUUCUUUUUGUUUUAAAGAAAAGCAAGAUCAUUAAUGGCAAGCUUAGGCUGUUACUUGCUUUUCUUUGUUUCCCAAAGAGAGGGAGGAAGUGAGCACUUGCUGGGGUGAAGUGUCUGUACCUCUGCAAGUUUCCAUUUAAACAAAACAAAACUGUCCCCCCUCUACCUUUGUUCAUCAAGGGUGAUUCUCUAAACUUGGUGUGAGCUGAAGUCUAGGGUUGUAUUGAGACAAACAGCUUAGAGCAAUUCAAUCUAUGGCCAGAUUUAAGAGCACUUGCAUUGAGAAGCCCACAUGGAAAAUGACUGCCCUCUUCCUAGAACAGCCAGCCUGCCAGCAAUAGGACAGCUGUACCAUAGUUGAUCCAAAGCCUUUCGUCUUGGAGUGUGUUGAGCUCGUUUUCUGUGGAAUGACUGUAGGAUAUUGGUGUGUGUGCACAUUUUGCUGUUCCCCGAGUAGGGUUCAUCACCUAUGCCUUUACUUUGACCCACUUUAAUCAGAGAGCAAUUUUGGCCUCACCACUUUAUUUUUGUUGCUGUUGUUGGGUCCCAUCCUUGCGAAAGCAAUGCCAGGGCUUUUAGUGUUUAGCCUACAUUGCUUAUGUCUUCCUCCUGGUUCUGUUAGAAACUAGUCAUUGGAAUAUGGAUCACCAUUAGCAAGUACCUAGCUUUUUGUAUCUGGCAUGUCCUAUUUGCCUUGAAUGAAUAACAGUAAUAGUCUGCCUUAAAACAAAAUAGAAUGGAAAGAGCCAUACUGCUGUCUUUACCCUUUUGGAAGAUCCCCCGCCCCAGUUUCUUCCUCCACCCACUCCCAUUGCACACUGCUUCUUUCUAUGCAGGGAAUAUGUUCGCUUACCUCCACCUCUUUCCAUAUAAAUAUACUUAUUGCUCUUGUUUAUCUAGCCCUCUGUGGUCAGUGCAUUGCAGUUUGAUGGCAUCUUGGAAGUAUAAAUUCCCAGAUUUUUCUCCAGUGAGCCUUCCUUAAUCAAACAGUUCUUUGAUCUUUCCUAAAGAUUCCUACAACAAAAGUGGAAUGGCUUGGUUGCCAGUUCUCACACUUGCCCCCGUCUUAAAACCAGGGUGAGCACACAGAACCACAGUGUGCUUUAAAAUAUCAAGGGAAGUAGAAAGGCCAUUCUUU